AUGUCAAAGUUUGCCCCUGUUUCAGCAUCAUCGGCAAAUAUUACGUGCUUCUGUGGUUUCGCCAUAGUCGCGAUUCUGACAGAAAUACUCGGCAGAAGAAAAUCAUUAAUAAUACUAAAUAUUCCCGUUCUUGCCUCUUGGAUAGUCGUAUUUUUCGCGAAGGACAUGGUCACGUUGCUGCUGUCGCGGAUCGUGCUGGGAGUUUCUUACGGAGGAGUUCUGAUGCUGACGUACAUCUGUGUCGGUGAAUAUUCAUCGCCGAAUAUAAGAUCUCUCUGCUUGAAUCUUAUAGCAUCUGUGGGAUCGCUGAUCGGAACUGGCCUGGGACACAUGCUCAGUUUAUUGGUGCAUUGGAGAACCGUCGCCCUGAUAGGCGUCGUCCCUUCGUCGUUGGCCGUCGCAGUGCCGUACUUCUGGGUGGAGAGUCCCGCUUGGCUCGCAUCGAAGGGGAGGUUUGAAGAAUGCACGAGAGCGUUUCAUGCGCUGCACGUCACUAACGAUGUCACAAAAGAAGAGUUAUCUUUACUUAUCGCCACCGAAAGAAACAAUCAAAGAAAAAUUAGGAAACAUCGAUUCGAAUUGAUGUUGAUUAUUUCUAAAAUUUCUUUCGCCAUAAAGCACAAGUACUUUUGGAGAAUUAGCAUUUUGAAUACCGUCGUCAAUAUUUACAGAGUAGCGGGCGGCCGAGUGCUUUUUAGCACUCUAGCCAUCACGAUCUUAAAAGACAUCACCGGCGAUGCGGAUAUUUUGAAAGAGACGCUCUUUGUCGAUAUAUUCUUUAUCCUCGGAGCUUUGAUGUCUUGCGCUUUAGUGAAGAGAUUUAAGACAAGAAAAUUACUCUUUACCUCCGGCAUCGCAGCAAACAUUCUGCUCGUAAUUUUAACACUUGUCAUAUAUCUACAUCCCGGCAAAGAUGACAAGUUCAACUGGAUAAAGGUCACGCUUUUUGCCGUUUACUUCAUCACCAUGAUGGCGGGUCCUUACGCCGUUUUAGAAACAUUGCUGAUAGAAAUAAUUCCACUAAGUAUAAAAAGCUUUUUUAUUUUUUUCUUUGGCGCAGUGAUUGGUGUUUUCCAGUUUAUGGCCGUUAAAUUCGUGCCGAACAUGGUGAAUACGAUGGGCUACCAUGGCAUAUUUUCCGUCAAUGCAACAAUAGUAUUUCUGUGUUUGGCAUACCUUUGGUUUAAAUUACCGGAAACUAAAGGGAAAUCUCUAGAGGAAAUCGAAAAUUACUUCAAAGAUGAUAGAUUGACAUCUAUGAGCUCAAAACUAGGAACUGACGAGUGUGGUUAUGGAAUGCUUUCAACGACCGCAACAAAACAAUAA
Leptosia nina is the source of this 1326-nucleotide messenger RNA. NCBI's taxonomy places the organism in Eukaryota, Metazoa, Arthropoda, Insecta, Lepidoptera, Pieridae. The record is from the annotation of a GenBank genome assembly.